AUGGUUUACAUGUCAAAUGGACAAGGAUUGGACAGUCAGAGUCGGUCCUCGUGGAGACUAUCAUUAACAACAGAUUUCUUCUGGGGAAUAACUGAGUUUGUAAUUUUGUUUUUCAAAACUCUGCUUCAGCAAGAUGUGAAAAAAGGAAGAGGCUAUAGAAACUCAUUUGGCUCCAUAUAUGAUGAUGGAAGAAGGCCACCAGGAAACCCUCCCCAAAGAAUGGGUAGAAUCAAACACCUUCAUGGUCCCAGUCCUCCACCAAUGGGAUGA
Messenger RNA from Octodon degus (degu), 270 nucleotides. RefSeq names its product selenoprotein K-like. The transcript has a single exon. The record is from RefSeq and is a predicted model, not a curated record. Gene Ontology annotation, biological process: endoplasmic reticulum calcium ion homeostasis; calcium ion transport. The coding region runs from base 1 to 270 and encodes 89 amino acids. NCBI's taxonomy places the organism in Eukaryota, Metazoa, Chordata, Mammalia, Rodentia, Octodontidae. Gene Ontology annotation, cellular component: Golgi apparatus; endoplasmic reticulum membrane.